UAUCAGACCAGGCAAUCGACUCGUUCUUUUCUAAAUUCAAUAUAUUGUUGAGUAUUCAUCGCAACAUGUCUUCUUCUGGAAAGCUACUUGGUCUCCUCUCUCUUCUCUUUGUAUUCUGUGUAAUGACUGAGGCAACUCCAGGAGCUUUUGCGGAUAACAGAGUUAAUGUUCCUCAGAAGCAAACCUUCAUCAACGUCCCAAUGAAUCAGGAAAUGGAUGUCGAAGGUUCAGAUGAUGAUGUGGACAGUACCAGUUCAGAAUCAUCCACUUCAUCCGAAGUCGACACGGACACUGAUACGGACACCGACACCAACGAUGCCGAUGCAGCAACCGGAUUGAACGCAGUCGGGAGCGGGGACCAAGUUGGCGGGAAUCUUCUUCCCAUCUUGUCUGGAAACGGAAAGCACUUGCCCAAUACUGGAGUCCGUGGCCAGAAUCAAAUAUUCGGCAGGGAAUCUGGGAGUUCUGGACAGAGUGUUGGGAUUGCUUUCGCUGUUUUAGGGCUGGUAGCUCUGGUAGUAGUAGGAGCUGUCUUUGCUAUUAGGAGUCAAAGACGUUCUUAUGUUAUAUCUGAAGAACCGCAGAUGACGGAAUUGUAGUUUUUGUGUAUAUGGAGGGGGAAAUGUAGUCUGACGGUUGUUGGGAAGCAACGAAAGCAGGGGUGACACAUUGGGGGUUGACAUUUUAUGCAUAGCCAUCGUGUGCUCUUCAAACGGUGUGAAGGGAUAACA
Strongylocentrotus purpuratus (purple sea urchin) is the source of this 731-nucleotide messenger RNA. RefSeq lists its product as uncharacterized. NCBI's taxonomy places the organism in Eukaryota, Metazoa, Echinodermata, Echinoidea, Camarodonta, Strongylocentrotidae. The transcript has 2 exons. The record is from RefSeq and is a predicted model, not a curated record. Bases 66 to 599 code for a protein of 177 amino acids.